Molecule: messenger RNA, 1825 nt
Organism: Castor canadensis (American beaver)
Lineage: Eukaryota; Metazoa; Chordata; Mammalia; Rodentia; Castoridae
Gene: Kbtbd13
Product: kelch repeat and BTB domain containing 13
Biological process (GO): relaxation of skeletal muscle; regulation of the force of skeletal muscle contraction
Molecular function (GO): protein binding
Source: RefSeq, a predicted model, not a curated record
CUCUGCCCCUCUGGCCAUCAUGCCGCGGGGCCUGGAGGUCCCGGUGCAGGUGUGGGUGGACGAUCAGCUCUUCCAGGCCGACCAGGCGCUGCUGGUGGAGCACUGCGGCUUCUUCCGCGGCCUCUUCCGCUCGGGCAUGCGGGAGGCGCGCGCGGCCGAGGUGCGCCUGGGCGCGCUCAGCGCGGGCGGCUUCCGCACCACGCUGCAGGUGCUGGGCGGCGAGCGGCCGGCUCUGGCGGCCGACGAGGAGCUGCUGCAAGCCGUGGAGUGCGCCGCCUUCCUGCAGGCGCCGGCGUUAGCGCGCUUCCUGGAGCACAGCGUCACGUCGGACAACUGCGUGUUGCUAUGCGACGCGGCCGCCGCCUUCGGCCUGCACGACGUGCUCCACGGCGCCGCGCUCUUCAUCCGCGACGGCUCGCGCGAGCUGGCGGCCGAGCUGGCCCUGCCCGAGGCCCGCGCCUAUGUGGCCGGCCUGCGGCCCAGCAGCUACGUGGCCGUGAGCACGCACACGCCCGCGCCCGGCUUCCUGGAGGACGCGUCGCGCACCAUGUGCUACCUGGACGAGGAGGAGGACGCGUGGCGCACGCUGGCCGCGCUGCCCCUGGAGGCCAGCACGAUGCUGGCAGGCGUGGCCACCUUGGGCAACAAGCUGUACAUCGUGGGCGGUGUGCGUGGUCCCAGCAAGGAGGUGGUGGAGCUGGGCUUCUGCUAUGAUCCAGAGGGCGGCACGUGGCACGAAUUUCCCAACCCGCACCAGCCACGCUAUGACACGGUGCUGGCCGGCUUCGAUGGUCGCCUCUAUGCCAUCGGCGGCGAGUUCCAGAGGACACCCAUGAGCUCCGUGGAGUGCUACGACCCAGCCGUGGGCUGCUGGAGCUUUGUGGCUGACCUGCCACAGCCGGCCACAGGAGUGCCCUGCGCCCAGGCGCGUGGCCGCCUCUUCGUGUGCUUGUGGCGGCCAGCUGACACCACGGCGGUGGUGGAGUACACGGCAAGGAUGGACGCGUGGCUACCUGUGGCCGAGCUGCGGCGUCCACAGAGCUAUGGCCACUGCAUGGUGGCCCAUCGCGACAGCCUCUAUGUGGUGCGCAAUGGACCUUCUGAUGACUUUCUGCACUGUGCCAUUGACUGCCUCAACCUGGUCACAGGCCAAUGGACGUCGCUACCCGGCCAGUUUGUCAACAGCAAGGGAGCACUCUUCACGGCCGUGGUGCGGGGUGACACGGUCUAUACCGUCAACCGUCUGUCCACGCUGCUCUAUGCCAUUGAGGACGGCACGUGGCGGCUGCAUGCGGAGAAGGCUGGCUUUCCCCGGCCCGGCUCCUUGCAGACCUUUCUCCUGAGGCUGCCCCCUGGCACUCCAGGGCCGGUGGCUACUGCCUUGCCAGAACUGUGAGCCCACAGGAGAGGACACCUGAGACUUCCUGAGCCCUGGCUGAAUCUCUGGCCUUAGGAGCUGCUGGGAACUUUUUCCCUGUCUCUGCUUUUUGGUAGCUGAAUGUGUCCUAGAAGCUCAGGGAGCAGCUACAAUGCUGGGGUCUGAGCCCUCAAGUCACUUGGGCUCUCCCGAGAGCUGGUGGGUCACAACAUCAGGGAAAGGGGAGAGGGGAGGAGGUUAACAUUUGAACAACCCAGGUUUGUACGGGAAUGGGUUAGUAAUUGAACAUGGUUAGGAGUGGGCUCUGUGAUGUUAACCAAACUGUUGGUGGGCAAGAAUUAGGCACCUAACCUGUGCUGCACACAGUGCUAAGCCAAAUGAGAGUUACCAGGCCGGGGUACACAAAGCUUAAUCCUAACUGUACAAAAAAAUUUACACAUACUUGCU